This is a messenger RNA of Penicilliopsis zonata CBS 506.65, 1591 nucleotides long. RefSeq lists its product as hypothetical. Gene Ontology annotation, biological process: transmembrane transport. Gene Ontology annotation, molecular function: transmembrane transporter activity. The record is from RefSeq and is a predicted model, not a curated record. NCBI's taxonomy places the organism in Eukaryota, Fungi, Ascomycota, Eurotiomycetes, Eurotiales, Aspergillaceae. Bases 1 to 1539 code for a protein of 512 amino acids. The transcript has 2 exons.
AUGUCGAAAUUCAGGCUGAUCUUCGACCAAGGCCAUGUGGCCGAGGCGAUCGUCCACCACGACCAUCCCGGCGCCGGCACGGACGAGGAUCCGUACCAGGUGAUGUGGCUGGAGCAUGACGACCCGCGCAACCCGUUGACGUUUUCGCCCGUGGCCAAAUGGGCCAUCACCUUCCUGGUCGGCAUGGCCACGCUGGCGGUCGCCCUGGUCUCGUCGGCCUACUCGGGCAGUCUGGAGCAGGUCAUCGAGGAGUUCGGCGUCAGCGAGGAGCUCUCGCUGCUGGGCAUCUCGCUGUUUGUCAUCGGCUUCGCCGUCGGCCCCCUGUUCUGGGCGCCGCUGAGCGAGAUCUACGGCCGCCGCUCCGUGAUGGUCGCCAGCGCCACAGGGCUCACCGUCUUCACUGCGGGCGCCGCGGGCGCCCCCAACAUCCAGACCCUGAUCAUCCUGCGCUUCUUCGCCGGCAGCCUGGGCUCGGCGCCCUUUGCCGUCGCCGGGGGGGUCAUCGCCGACUGCUUCCCGGCCAUCAGCCGCGGCCUGGCCAGCGGCCUGUACUGCGCGGCGCCCUUCCUGGGGCCGACCCUGGGGCCCAUUGUGGGCGGCUUCCUGGCCCAGUCGGCGGGCUGGCGAUGGGUCGAGGGCCUGGUCGCGACGUUUGCCGGCCUCAUCGGCCUCAUCACCUUCUGCGCCCUGCCGGAGACGUAUGCGCCGGUGCUGUUGAGCAAACGCGCCGCCCGGCUGUCGGCCCUCACCGGCAAGGUCUAUCGCAGCAAAGUCGAGGUCGAACAGGGGCCGAUCAAGCCGUCGGUCGUGUUGACAACCGCUCUCUGCCGGCCCUGGCUGUUGCUCUUCCGCGAGCCGAUUGUGCUCCUCCUCUCCAUCUAUCUGUCCAUCAUCUACGGAAUUCUCUACCUCCUCUUCGCCGCCCUCCCCAUCGUGUACGAGGAGAAACGCGGCUGGAGCGAAGGCAUGUCCGGCCUCGCCUUCCUCGGCAUCCUCGUCGGCAUCUUCAUCUCCGUCCUGGCCACCUUCCCCAUGUACUUCCGCUACAAGAAGAAGGUCGUCGCCGCCCACGGCCGCAUCGUGCCCGAAGCCCGCCUGCCCGACGCCUUCAUCGGCGCCAUCGCCCUGCCCGCCGGCCUCUUCUGGUUCGCCUGGACCAACUCGCCCGACAUCCACUGGCUGGCCUCGGUGGCCGCCGGCGUCCCCUUUGGCUUCGGCAUGGUCAUGGUCUUCCUCCCCGUGCUCAACUACCUCAUCGACGCCUAUACCAUCUACGCCGCCUCGGUGCUGGCCGCCAACGCCGCCAUGCGCUCCGUGUUUGGCGCCGCCUUCCCCCUCUUCACCACGUACAUGUACCAGAAUCUCGGCAUCCACUGGGCCUCCUCCAUCCCGGCCUUUCUCUCGCUCGCCUGUGUGCCCAUGCCGUUUCUCUUCUAUCGCUAUGGCGCCCGCAUCCGCAGCAACUGCCAUUUCGCCGCUCAGUCCGAGGCGUUUAUGGAGAAGAUCCUCGGCCGUGUUGCCUCCAAGGAGGAGGCGUAACUUGACCAUGACUGCGACGAGAAUGGAAUUUAAUAUUUAAUAUUUAGACUGG